Molecule: messenger RNA, 1452 nt
Organism: Oryzias melastigma (Indian medaka)
Lineage: Eukaryota; Metazoa; Chordata; Actinopteri; Beloniformes; Adrianichthyidae
Gene: unga
Product: uracil DNA glycosylase a
Exons: 7
Coding region: 170-1063 (297 amino acids)
Biological process (GO): base-excision repair; base-excision repair, AP site formation via deaminated base removal
Cellular component (GO): mitochondrion; nucleus
Molecular function (GO): uracil DNA N-glycosylase activity
Source: RefSeq, a predicted model, not a curated record
UUACCAUAAAUGCUUUCGUCACUCAAUUAAGGCGCGAAAGACCCAAACUAUCGUCCGCGAGGUGGCUUUACUUGGAGUCUUGCUAUUAAUUUGCUGUGCAUAAAUUAGUUGAAUAGUUAGGUCCUCCAGGAAAUUCAGUGCAGUUAAUUUUCUCGGGAUUUUUAGCAUAAUGAUUGGACAGAAAACUAUUAACUCGUUUUUCUCACCGGUUUCUAAAAAGAGGGCGUCUAAGGAGACAAAUGAAACAACGAAGGAUGCUAUCGAGCCGAAAAAGCCGAAGAUCGCGGCAGCGGAUCCAGAACCGCCCGGUUCUCCUCUGUCUCCGGAGCAGCUGGAAAAGAUGGCCCGCAACAAGAGAGCGGCGCUGGAGAGGCUCGCUUCCGGACUGACCCCGCAAGGGUUCAGUGAGAGCUGGCGCCGGGAACUCCUGUUUGAGUUUACGAAACCUUAUUUUAAAGAUCUGACAAAGUUUGUUUCUGACGAGAGGAGGCGCGGCACUGUGUACCCACCUGCAGAUCAGGUCUUCACCUGGACCCAGAUGUGUGACAUCAGAGACGUCAAAGUGGUGAUUCUGGGACAGGAUCCAUAUCAUGGUCCUGGUCAAGCUCAUGGAUUGUGUUUCAGCGUGAAACGACCUGUUCCUCCUCCACCCAGCUUGGAGAACAUGUACAAAGAACUGGCUUCAGAUGUUGAAGGUUUUAAGCAUCCUGGUCAUGGAGAUCUGUCUGGAUGGGCUCAACAGGGUGUGCUCUUGCUGAACGCUGUGCUGACCGUUCGAGCACACCAGGCCAACUCCCACAAAGACAAAGGUUGGGAGGUCUUUACUGAUGCUGUGGUUCAGUGGCUCAGCAACAACCUGCAGGGCCUCGUUUUCUUGCUUUGGGGGGCAUAUGCUCAGAAGAAAGGAUCUGCCAUCAACAGGAAACAUCACCACGUGCUGCAGGCGGUGCAUCCUUCUCCCCUCUCAGCUCAUCGAGGGUUUUUUGGUUGCAAACAUUUUUCAAAGACCAACGAGCUGCUAAAGAAGUCUGGAAAGUCUCCCAUUGAUUGGAAAGCACUUUAAGUUAAUGUGUUUGGUAUAUUUUCCAAUAAGUGUUCCUUAACUCUAGACCAAAACCCACUCAUAAGCUUUCCCUUUUUCUUCCUGAAAUUGUUUGUGUAAGUUUACCAUUUUUUAUUUUUUAUUUUUACAUGUUCUAAUAGAAUGUUUGUGCGAGACACAUUUCUAUCAUCUUGGCCUUCAAAUCUGGAUGGUUGCUGUUGUGAUGGGAAUUCUGUCAUCUAUACAGAUAAACAGAUCUGUAAGUUUUUAGUUUAUGCAAUAAAGUUUAUUUUCUUAUGUUUCCUAAAACAAUGUCCUUUUCAAUACAAAUCAGAUGAUGUGUUUGUUGUGAUUUCUUCCUGUACAUUUAUGGGUAAUUUUACAUAAUUAACAAAAGUUGUAUUUUUGUA